Egretta garzetta (little egret) is the source of this 2530-nucleotide messenger RNA. RefSeq names its product serpin B6. Gene Ontology annotation, molecular function: serine-type endopeptidase inhibitor activity. NCBI's taxonomy places the organism in Eukaryota, Metazoa, Chordata, Aves, Pelecaniformes, Ardeidae. Gene Ontology annotation, cellular component: cytoplasm. The transcript is spliced from 8 exons. The record is from RefSeq and is a predicted model, not a curated record. Bases 487 to 1626 code for a protein of 379 amino acids. Gene Ontology annotation, biological process: negative regulation of endopeptidase activity.
GAGCCUCCUGGGGCAGCGCCAGGGCUUGGGGGCUCCUCCCCGCCCCUCCCCGCUCCUUCUGGGGCACAUGGGGCCGAGGGCCGGUGGCGGUGGGCGGUCGCAGAGCUCCGUCGUCCCCCCUGCCCCCGGAGAGGUGCGAGGCGGGGAGCCUUGACCCGGAGCUGCGGGGGAUCUUAAGCUGCGAGCGUUUUAACAUCACUCCCAACUCUCCAAAUCCUAAAUGAUGCCCUCAAGAAAGCAUGCCUUGGUUCAGGGGAUGGGAAAAGGGAUGUCUGUGCUGGAGAUGCAGCUUCCUCUGUGGAGGCGGACACUGCCUGAUAUUCAUCACCCUGAGUUCCCCCUCCGGCUGCGUCUGAAACAGUCGGCUUGUGACUCCCUUGAGUCUUGUAAGUCAAGCCAUUCUGCUACCAGACAGGCUGUGCACACACAUACAAGUAAGCUGAAGGUAAUACUGAAGAUACAUAAAUUUAGAGAAGUCUGUGAACAAUGGAUAGCCUCUGUGCAGCAAAUACCACUUUUGCACUCGACCUCUUAAGAAAGCUGUGUGAGAACAAAAGCAGCCAGAAUCUAUUCUUUUCUCCUUUUAGUAUUUCUUCUGCUUUGUCUAUGGUUUUGCUGGGUUCGAAAGGUAACACAGAAGCCCAAAUAGCAAAGGUGCUUUCUCUGAACAAAGCUGAUGAUGCUCACAACGGGUAUCAAUCACUUCUCUCUGAAAUUAACGAUCCAAGUGCCCAAUAUAUACUGAGAACUGCUAAUCGACUUUAUGGAGAAAAGACAUUUGAGUUUCUUUCAUCAUUUAUAGAGUCGAGUCAGAAAUUCUACCAUGCUGGACUAGAACAGACUGACUUCAUGCAUGCUUGGGAGGAUUCCCGAAAACAAAUAAAUGCCUGGGUAGAGGAAAGGACUGAAGCUAAAAUUCAGAACCUGUUGGUGGAGGGGAUUCUCGAUUCAACGACCAAACUCGUGUUGGUGAAUGCCAUCUAUUUCAAAGGCAACUGGGAAAAGCAGUUCAACAAAGAGAGAACAGCAGAAAUGCCAUUUCACAUUAACAAGAAAGAGACCAAACCUGUGCAGAUGAUGAUCAAGAAGGAUACAUUUAACAUGACCUAUAUUGGAGACUUCCAGACCAAAAUCCUUGAGCUCCCUUAUGUCGGUAACGAACUCAGCAUGAUCAUCCUGCUUCCUGAUGCAAUCCAGGAUGGAUCCACUGGCUUGGAAAGGCUGGAAAGAGAACUUACGUAUGAGAAGCUGAUAGAUUGGAUCAAUCCUGAGAUGAUGGACUCUACAGAGGUGAAGGUGUCUUUACCCAGAUUUAAACUGGAAGAAGAUUAUGACCUGAAACCCCUUCUGAGCAGCAUGGGAAUGCCUGACGCGUUUGACUUGAGCAAGGCAGACUUCUCGGGAAUCUCGGCUGGCAACGAGCUGGUGCUCUCUGAAGUAGUUCACAAGGCCUUUGUGGAAGUCAAUGAAGAAGGCACUGAAGCUGCAGCUGCCACGGCAGCAGUGAUGGUUCUGCGCUGUGCAAUGAUCGUUCCAGAAUUCACUGCUGAUCAUCCCUUCCUCUUCUUCAUCCGCCACAACAAAACUUCCAGCAUUUUGUUCUGUGGCAGAUUUUGCUCUCCUUAAAAAGGAGAUGUUGCAGCAGAAAAGCCACCAUUACACAGUAACUUCUUCUUACCCUUUUUGCACUAAUUGCCACUUUCAGCUGUGCCUUGAAUUCAUUUCUGUGGCCUUCCUCUCAGGCUUGAAUAGAAUUACAGAGCCACUUGGAUGUACAUGCAGUAACUGCCACUUACAGCGGCUCUCUUGCCCCCUGCACCUGAGGGCCGAGGCCUCCAACUUCUUGCUGGCACAAGAAAUGCCACACUUGCUCAAUGAAUGCUUCAUCUGUCCUUGCAGCCCUGCCGCGCUUCACUUCUUGUGGCCACCAGGCAGCAGGUCUGGUACUGACACCUCGUAGGAAAGGAAGAAGUUAACUUUGUUCCUGAUGAGGCUGGAGCACAUCUUCACCUCCCAUCCCCCUUUUUCCUCCCAUCCCACUUUUGGUGGUGUGGGGUUUUUUUUGUUUUUGCUUUUUUUUCCUCCUUCUUCCAGACUCAUCCAUUUAAUGGAUGGGUUCCCUAGAGCUGAGAGGGAGUUGACACGUUCCCUAGAGCUGAGCGGAGUCUUUUGACAGCCUGUUCCAAGGGUUGCUAAGCAUCCUGACUAGACAGGGGUUUUUUGGAUAAUAACUGGACAAGUGCUAUGGCAAGAAUGGGAAUAAGAGUCUGACUUUGCACUCUGGGGCUGAGGAUCAGUGUUAAAGGAGUAAUCAGCUCAGGUGUCCUGUGGUGGUAAGGAAUGUAAUGAAAAAGCAGAUGCAGCCUAUGCACUAUUUAAAGGGCAAAUCUUUAAUUUUUUUUGCUCGUUAGAUAUUUUUCUUAUUCAUAGUCUCUGGAACGGUUUAACUGUAUGAUACCAAAGAUGUAGCUGAAAUAGCUUUCGUAAUACAUCUGUUUUGCUGUUUCUCUUCCUGAAAUAAUAAAAGAAC